AUGACAGAUCCGGGUGAAGCCGAGCGCCAACUCCAAAUCUGGCUCAAUGCGAGUCCCCACUUCAUGAAGAAAGACAACGCCGCUCUGGCCAUUUUGGAGGACUGGGAAGAAGAGUGGGGAGGGGAGAGUAGCAGACCGAUGUCAAUCUUCGAGAGGGAUGAAGGGCUGAACAUUGGUGCUCACCAUGAGGCAAAGCUCGACAUCGACUCCGCCAACAGAUCCGCAUCCCCAGAGCAAGAGCCAGCAGGUCAAUAUGAUAAGCGCCAGGCGACUGGUAUCAGAGACAAGCCCCAAGAGCUGCCGACGCAGGCCCACAUACGCGAUACUCAGGCAGCGCACACAGGCGCCGUCGACUUGACCCAGUCAAGCCUUGCAUCCAAGUCAAGCCGCGCUUCUCCUCCAGAUAGGUUCAAGUCGCCGACGGCCCAGACCAAUCCGGCGACACACAGCCAGACCGCCGCGCUCGCACAUGGAGCAGAUGGAAGCAGUCGAGAGAACACGGAAAGCAAAGUGACUUCCGAGAAACCAGCCCAGUCCGCCAGCAGGAUGGACAACGAAGUCAAAUCCAAUACACCUUCGCCGGCCCGCUUGAAGCGUUCGACAACACAUGUACCCAAGUCCUCGGUGGAGAAGAUCGUGGACAGCGCGCAUGCGAAUGCUCAGACAGACAUGGCAUCUGGCCAGCCGGCCGAAUCUGAGUAUCUUGCCACGCUCCUUGCUGGUGAGAAGGCUGUAUAG
This is a messenger RNA of Alternaria infectoria, 738 nucleotides long. RefSeq lists its product as uncharacterized. The transcript has 6 exons. Bases 1 to 738 code for a protein of 245 amino acids. NCBI's taxonomy places the organism in Eukaryota, Fungi, Ascomycota, Dothideomycetes, Pleosporales, Pleosporaceae. The record is from RefSeq and is a predicted model, not a curated record.